Dromiciops gliroides (monito del monte) is the source of this 5838-nucleotide messenger RNA. RefSeq names its product EPH receptor A10 (gene EPHA10). Gene Ontology annotation, biological process: cell surface receptor protein tyrosine kinase signaling pathway; protein phosphorylation; axon guidance. NCBI's taxonomy places the organism in Eukaryota, Metazoa, Chordata, Mammalia, Microbiotheria, Microbiotheriidae. Gene Ontology annotation, cellular component: neuron projection; plasma membrane. Gene Ontology annotation, molecular function: protein binding; ATP binding; transmembrane-ephrin receptor activity. The record is from RefSeq and is a predicted model, not a curated record. The transcript is spliced from 17 exons. Bases 167 to 3277 code for a protein of 1036 amino acids.
GACGGUCUCAGAUGCGUCCCCGCCCCCAGCCUGGGCCGGGGUCCGGAGCGCGGCUCCGUGGGGCGGGGGCCAGGACUGGGGCUAGGGCUACGGCCGGGGCUGGAGCCAGGGCCAGGGCUGGAGCUAGGGUCCAGGCUGCCGCACUGACAUCUCUGUCAGCUGGACCAUGGAGAUUGGCGCUUGCCCGAGCCCCCAGCGCCUGCUUAUCUGCCUGCAGCCGCUCUUCUUCUCGUUGCUUUUGGGGCCCAGCCGGCCUGGCACAGCCGAAGAGGUUGUCCUUCUAGAUUCCAAAGAAUCCCAAGCUGAGCUUGGCUGGACUGCACUACCCAGUAACGGGUGGGAGGAAAUCAGUGGCGUGGAUGAGAACGACCGACCAAUCCGAACGUACCAGGUGUGCAAUGUGCUGGAACCCAACCAGAACAACUGGCUGCAGACAGGUUGGAUUGGGCGGCGCGGCGGGCAGCGGAUUUUCAUCGAGCUCAAGUUCACACUUCGGGACUGUAGCAGUAUCCCGGGGGUGGCAGGAUCUUGCAAGGAGACCUUCAACCUCUACUAUACUGAGGCAGAGGCGGAGGCUGGGGCAGGAGUAGAAGGGGAGGGAAAGGGCGGGGCUGGUCUAGGAGGAAGUCUGAGCGAGAGCCGCCAGCGCAAGGUGGCUACCAUCGCAGCGGAUGAGAGCUUCACCCAAGGGGACCUGGGCGAGCGGAAGAUGAAACUCAACGUGGAGGUGAGGGAGAUCGGGCCACUGAGCAGGGACGGCUUCCACCUGGCCUUCCAAGAUGUGGGAGCCUGCGUGGCCCUCGUCUCCGUGCGGGUGUAUUACAAGCAGUGCCUGGCCACAGUGCAGAACCUGGCAGCCUUCCCAGACACUGUGGCAGAGGCUGCCUUUUCAUCGCUGGUGGAGGUCACUGGCACGUGUGUGGCCCAUUCGGAGGGGGAGCCCGGCCGCCCUCCCCCUCGAAUGCACUGCAGUGCCGAUGGGGAGUGGCUCGUGCCUGUGGGCAGGUGCAGCUGCAGCGCUGGCUUCCAGGAGCGAGAGGAGUCCUGUGAAGCCUGCCCCCCUGGAUUUUACAAGGUGUCCCCGCGGAGGCCACUCUGCUCCCCGUGCCCCGAGCAUAGCAGCGCUCUGGCCAACGCCUCCACGCUCUGCGUCUGCCAGGACAGCUACUCCCGCUCCCCAGCGGACCCACCCUCAGCCUCCUGCACCCGUCCUCCAUCUGCCCCCAGGGAUCUGGUCUACAGGCUGAGCCGCUCCACCCUGUUGCUGCGCUGGAGUCCCCCUGAGGACUCUGGCGGCCGUUCCGACAUCACUUACACGGUCCUGUGCCAGCGUUGCGGCGAGGAUGGCCCGGGCGUGGGGCAGGGGCAGGGUCUUGUCCAGGGACACGGGGGCUCCGGGGGCACCUGCGAGUCCUGUGGGCCCAGCGUGAGUUUCGUGCCGCGCCAGACCGGACUGCGAGAGAGAACAGUCACCUUGCUCAACCUGCUCCCGCACUCCCACUACACCAUCCGGGUGGCAGCUCUCAACGGCGUCUCAGGCCUGGGCGCCGUGGGGACCACUUAUGCCCAAGUCACCGUGUCCACGGGUCUGGCGGUAUCCAGUGGAGUGACUGAGAUCCACCCAGACCGAGUAGAACCCAAGAGUGUCUCACUCUCCUGGGAGGAGCCAGGGUUCCCAGGGACCCCAGGAGCCAACAACACUGAGUAUGAAAUUCAGUACUUUGAGAAGGGUCAGAGGGAACAGACCUAUGCCACUGUCCGUACGGGAGCGCCUGCUGUCACAGUCAAUAAUCUGAAGCCAGCCACGCUCUAUGUUUUCCAAAUCCGAGCAGCCUCCCCCUCUCUUUCCCCAGAAGUUGGAAACUUCACUCCCAGCAUAGAAGUAGAAACUCUAGUGGAGGCUGGCCCAGGGUCUAGGAAACAGAACCCUGCCGUGGUUGCUGUGAUAGUCGCUGUAGCUGCCCUCCUCAUCCUUGGCUUCGGGCUCAGUUCGUUGGCUAUCUGGAAGAGGCAGUGCGGAUACGGAAAAGGCCUCGGAGAUGGUAAUGAUGAAGAGCUCUACUUCCAUUUUAAGGUCCCAACGAGGAGGACAUAUAUUGACCUGGAAAACUGUGCAGAUCCCAUGCAGGCCUUGCACCUGUUUGCCAAAGAGCUGGACAGCUCCACUGUGUCUGUCCACAGCAUCAUUGGUACAGGCCAGUUUGGAGACCUGUGCAGUGGCUGCCUGAGGCUGCCAGGCGGGCGGGAGCUGUUGGUGGCUGUGCACACCCUCAGGGAUGGCGCUUCAGAAAAGCAAAAGCUCCGUUUCCUCGCAGCAGCCUGUGCCCUGGGUCAGUUUGACCAUUCCAAUAUCGUCCGGCUGGAAGGCGUUGUCACCCGAGGAAUCACUAUGAUGAUCGUCACUGAGUACAUGGGCAAUGGGGCCCUGGAUGACUUCCUCAGGAGGUAUGAUGGGCAGCUGACUGUGAGCCAGCUGCUGGGGCUGCUGCCUGGGGUGGCAUCUGGAAUGCGCUACUUGUCUGAGAUGGGCUACGUCCACCGGGGCCUGGCUGCCCGACACGUCCUAGUCAGCAGCAGCCUUGACUGCAAGAUCUCAGGCUUUGGGCAGGGUCCCCAGGACCAGGCUGAAGCUGUCUACACCACCUUGAGUGGCCGGAGCCCAGUUCUAUGGGCUGCCCCCGAGACUGUCCAGUUGGGUCAGUUUACCUCAUCCAGUGACGUGUGGAGCUUUGGAAUCCUCAUGUGGGAGGUGAUGGCGUUCGGAGAGCGGCCAUACUGGGACAUGUCCAGCCAGGAUGUGAUCAAGGCCAUUGAGGAUGGCUUCCGGCUCCCAGCUCCCCGGAGUUGUCCCUCCUCGCUGCACCAGCUCAUGCUCCAUUGUUGGAGGAAGGACCCAAGGGAGCGGCCUAGGUUCACACAGAUCCAUAGUAUCCUGUGCAAGAUGGCGGAAGACCCAGAGACUCCCCCAAGUGCCACCCUCACCUGUCCCAGAUAUGUCCCAGACAACCUCACCUGUCCUAGAUAUAUCCCUGACAUCCUCACUCUCACCUGUCCCAGUUCUGUGGAUGAGUGGCUGGAGGCCCUAAAUCUGGACCAGUACAAGGACAGGUUUGCUGCUGCUGGUUAUGACUGCCUCGAGUCUGUGGCCAUGAUGAAUCUUGAUGACUUGUUCAGCCUGGGGAUCUUUCCUCGAGCACAUCGAGACAUCCUCCUGAGUGGGAUUCGAAUGCUCCGGGCACGAGUAAUUGAGCUGCAGGGGCAGGGGGUUCAAGUGUGAGCCGGAUUCCCCCUUUGUCACCUGUUGGUGAGGCCCAAGGACACUGGCUCUUGUGCCCUGCCCCAUUCCCCAUUCAGCCCUGUUCUCUAGCUGGGCUCCAGGGGAUCUGGAGCCCAUACUCUGCCCGGAGGUUGGUGGCCUCCUCGGGCUUCUGAUAUCUUUUCUGACCUCAAGCCACCAGACUCUAAGCUGGAUCCCAGUUUGGAGUGGAUCCCAGGGUACAGAGCCUGCCUGGAGGAGUGGGGCAGGUGUGAUUGGCAGGGGGGACCAGUGACUCUCCUGCUCCUCAGUCCCAACCUGCUCUGUUCCCUUAGUAGCUUCCUGCCCCUUAAUUCCCAUCCCUAUCCCCUGAUCUCAAUAAUCAGUCUUUAUACCCAAAUCUGUGGGACCCUCAGGCCUGUGAGAGCAGAUGAGGGGCUCUGGGAAGUACACAUGCUGAGCCUUCUCAGUUCUCCCAGUCCAUCCACUUUUCUCUUCCACACACACCCUAUUUUGUCCCUCUGGCAUUGGACUCAGAGGAUUGAGGAGUAGGGAGCCAGAGCUUUGGAAGGGAACAUCUGUUUCCGUGGUUCUCCCUCGUCCUAGGAAUGUUGGCCAGAUAGGGAUCCUCCGGGGUGCCCCUCCCCUCCCUGACCCCCAGCUCUCAUGCAUGAGAGGAGCCCGGGUGGGCACUGGGGAGCCGCCCAGAAACCUUGGGAUCUAGCUAGCUAACCUGAAGGUUGGUCUGAGAAUUCCCAGUCUCAGGUGCUUAUAGAGACAAAUCUCUGUCUGUCUUCUGUUCCUCUGUUGCCCUCCGGAGUCUUGUCGAAACUAUCACCUCUUCAAGGCCAUGUCAUCUCCUCCCAUUAUCAUCCAUCCCCCUGACUCCCAGACCAAUGAGAAUCUGUCCUGUUUAAAGACAUCACUGCCUCCUUGAAAGUUCUUCAACAGGUCUAGCUUCAGUCUUUAUUGCUGCCAGUUCCUUUUCACCCUGGAGUCAGAGAGGAACCCACCUUCUGAGUAAUUCACCCUGGAUCUGCCACACUCCUGCUGCCAGCCCAGGGGGAUGAGGAAGACAAACAGGCUUCUUACUUUGAAUUCCUUUAUAAACUAGCAGGAGUUUUGCCUUCCCUCCCCACUCCCCCCUGUACCCCAGGUAAGAACUUGGAGCUGCUUUCUCUGUUCUCAGCACAUAAAAGCCCUAUUUUCCGGUGUUCAGAGUGUAGGGAAGAGAAUCCUAGAAUGUCAGAUCUAUAAGACAGCUGAGGUAAUUGAGUCCAGCCUUCCCAUUUUAUGGAUGGAGAAAGUGAGUCCCAGAGAGAGGAAGCAGCUUAUUCUGAGUUGCUGAAUGAGUAGGAGAGCUGGGACUAGAACAGAGGUUUCUUUGAGUAGGGCUUUUCCCAUUUCACCAGGCUGCCUCCUAGAAAACCCUUUGGUGUUUUUUAUUCCCCUCUGAUAUAGUGGCCCAGAGGAGGGAAGCCUUGGAAGUUCUUUUAGAAUAGGUGGGAGCUGACCUGGACUUUGAAGGAUGGGUAUAGAGAUAGCCAGGAGGUAGGGCACAGCUGGACGGCACAGCUGAUGAUGAUCCAUGAUGGUUUGGGACGCACGAGUGAGUUGCAAGUUCAAUGCCUGGCAUAAGUGGGGUAGGCUGGGGAGGAGGGAAGUUAGGUGGGCUGGGCAGAAGCAGAAGGCCACAAGACCAGGGAGAGGGAGGAGUUAAUCCUGAUUGGUCUGUAUUGGACCAGGUACAGACCAACAGAUUUCCAAGGGUCGCUAGUCUGGAACCCACAGCAGGAAAAAAAGGGGGAAAAAAACCCAAAGAGGAAAAAAAGUCCCUCACCCUCCCACUCCCAGUCACAUUAUUUCUGCAAGGCAAAACAUCGCUGACUACUGUGGAGGAAACCUCUGUGUAGACGGGAACUAUUGGUGCUGAGUGGAGUGAUCUUUUCCUCCCCUGAGUGUGAUCCUAGGCUCCAGCUAGUUAGCUGACUUCAGACUUUUUUGGACUGUAGCUUGUGACAUCUAAAGAUGGGCUGAAAGAACUAGUGAUGUUUAACUUGGACGAGAAGUAAACCUUGAUGGAGCUGGUAGCCUGUCUUAAAAUACCUGAAGGGCUAUCACAGGGAAGAGGAAUUGGGUUGGAUCUGCUUAGCCCCAGAGGACAGGACCAGGAGCAGGGAGGGACAAUUUCCUUCCCAUCAGAGCUGUCCCAAGGUGGAUGGGGGUGCUGGAGUAUGAUUUAGGGAGAAUGCUGUAAAGGGCAUUACUGUAAAAGAAAUGGUGGUAGGAAACAUUCUCUGUCUUUGUGGAGGCCCCCCCCCAGCUCUGAUACUCUGUGAUGAUAACCCAAGUUAUACAUGGUACACCCCCCCAUUCUAUACAAAUCUAUUUUUCUAUGAAAGUUGUUAAUUUCACCACAGUGUAAGCCUAUGGGGCGGAGGGGGUGGGGUGUGAUGGGGCGGGGAGUUCUUUGUGAUUUGAUUUCUUUCUUUAAUUUUGGAGAUGUUUUGUAUUUAUGGGGUCCUGUCUGCUACAUGCAAUAAUAAAGACGUAUGGACACCUGGACUGUGAAAUAAAGGGAA